Messenger RNA from Camelina sativa (false flax), 1392 nucleotides. NCBI's taxonomy places the organism in Eukaryota, Viridiplantae, Streptophyta, Magnoliopsida, Brassicales, Brassicaceae. The record is from RefSeq and is a predicted model, not a curated record.
AUGGUUUCAGGAGAUGCUCUCGACAUGAUCUCGACUCUUUCGGACAUUCUUCUUGUCCUAAUCAUUUCCAAUCUGACGUUCAAGGAAGCUCUCAGGACCAGCGUUUUAUCUAAACGUUGGAGAAAUAUUUGCCGAGAGACGAGAAACGUCUCAUUUCAAGAGGCUGUGAUCACUCAAACCUAUCCAGCGUGGGUUGAUGAAGAUACGAAACGAGAGGCAUUUGUAGGUUACACCUUGCAUUGGGUUUCCAUGUUCACGGGUGGGAUCGUUGAUACGUUCGAACUCUCCUUUCAUAGGCCGAUUGGUUAUGAAGCGGAGAUGAGGACUCUCAUAGAUUUCGCAGCCGCUACGAAAGUCAAGAAUCUCGUUCUUGAUUUCUCAGACCGGCUUUGGGUGAACAGAGAUGAAGUAGAAGCAUCAUUUGAAUCUACCAUGAUUCAAAUGCCGGAGAGCUUUUACCGAUUAACCGGCCUGGUGAAGCUCAAGUUACUCGCAUGCCGGUUUGAUGCAUCGAGGCUUGCCGUUGCGGGUUCUGUGGAGUUCCUCUACUUCGGGUGGAUGCCGCUUGCCAUGAUCACGUCUUUGCUACCAAAGGCACCUCUUCUGGAGUGUCUACAGAUUAAAAAUUGCUGGAACGUUGGUCUCGGAGCAAUAACCGGAGUUAACAACCGGUUGAUCAAACUGGUGUUCAAGAACUGUGUCUUCGCAGUGCAGGGUACUUCACUCGACCUGCCAAGCAUUCUCAUCUUCAAGUAUGCUGGCAAUGUUCAUUCCUUUACGUUGAGGAACGUAAACAAAGAAAUGGAUGAAGUGUCGCUCGACUUUGGGCGGCUGAGCCAAUUCCAAGCUGGCUUAGGAACACAUUUUUGUGACCUCCUUUGCAGUUUGGUUAGUGCCAAGACAGUAACCGUCUGUCCUUUCCUCAUUCAAGUGAUCCAGGACAAUGUCAACCCGCUUCGCCUUAGAGCAGAUAUGAAAACGACGAGAUUGGUGCUGAUGACCACUCUCGAACCACGUGAGUUCGUCGGAAUCAGGUUCAUGAUCAACAGCUGUCCAUAUCUGGAGACGCUGACUUUUCAGCUCGUUGUUAGAACCGCUGUCCGAAUGGUGCGAGUGCCGAUCGAUGCAAACGGAUAUUGGAGGGUUGGAAUUUUUCACCCGUGUUUCAAGAAUACACUCAAAUAUUUAGAAGUCUGGAACUUCUGUGGAGAUUUUUAUGAGUUGCAGCUCCUUAAGAAUCUGAUUCGCGUUUGUCGUGUGCUGGAACGGGUGGACUUGUAUGCACCCAUGGGACUUGCCGUGGAUCGACUUGACCGUAUCCGUGCAAAAGCCGACUUUGUGAGGGAAACAUUCAGGGCCAGUUCGGCGGAUUUGUCUAUCCAUCUGUACUAA